Molecule: messenger RNA, 184 nt
Organism: Entrophospora candida
Lineage: Eukaryota; Fungi; Glomeromycota; Glomeromycetes; Entrophosporales; Entrophosporaceae
Source: the annotation of a GenBank genome assembly
UGACAAUAGUAUAAUUGAUAUUGACAAAAAUGAAUAUAAUCCAACAAUAACAAUAGAAGAAAAAAAUGAUUUAAUGGAUAUUGACAAGAAUUUAGACGUAGAAAACAAAAAAUCCAAAAGACCUAAAAUCACUAAGACUAACACCAACAUUCGUCGUAGCAAAAGGAUCAAUAAAAAAAAAUAA